Molecule: messenger RNA, 1318 nt
Organism: Pezoporus occidentalis (night parrot)
Lineage: Eukaryota; Metazoa; Chordata; Aves; Psittaciformes; Psittacidae
Gene: ABHD5
Product: abhydrolase domain containing 5, lysophosphatidic acid acyltransferase
Exons: 7
Coding region: 16-1233 (405 amino acids)
Biological process (GO): negative regulation of triglyceride storage; positive regulation of triglyceride catabolic process; phosphatidic acid biosynthetic process
Cellular component (GO): lipid droplet; mitochondrion
Molecular function (GO): carboxylic ester hydrolase activity; lysophosphatidic acid acyltransferase activity
Source: RefSeq, a predicted model, not a curated record
GUGCCCCGCCGCUACAUGCAUCGCUCGCCUGUUCCUCUGGCCGCAGCCCGCAACACCAUCUUGCUGUGCCGGCGGUGGCUGAUGCCGGUCCCGGGUGCUUCCUCCUCCCGAGCGCCCGGAGGGUCCCCACUCCGCAACGCCUGGCGAACGUGUUUGCUGCCUGCCAUUUUUGUCCGGGCGCACGGGCCGCCCUCCUGCCUGCUCCGGCUUCCUCCUGCCUGUGCCCAUAGGUUAGGAUGGUUAUUCAGCUGGCUUCCUGCCUGGUGUCCUACAUCACUGCAACACCUUAAAGAGGCUGAGGACAAAAUGCUGAAAUGUAUUGCAAGCACAUAUGAUAAACGAUAUGUGUAUCUGCCUAAUGGAAAUAAAAUAUGGACGCUGUCAUUCUCUCCAGAGCUCUCACAUAGAACUCCACUUGUUCUCCUGCAUGGGUUUGGAGGAGGUGUUGGACUAUGGGCUCUCAAUUUUGAAGACCUCUGUGAGAACAGGACUGUUCAUGCUUUCGACCUCUUGGGAUUUGGACGGAGCAGUAGACCACGCUUCGACACUGAUGCUCAGGAAGCAGAAAAUCAGUUUGUGGAAUCCAUAGAAGAAUGGAGAAAGGAGAUGGGGUUAGAAAAAAUUAUCUUGCUUGGACACAACCUUGGUGGAUUCCUGGCUGCUGCUUACUCAUUAAAAUACCCAUCAAGGGUCAAACAUCUUAUCUUAGUGGAGCCAUGGGGUUUUCCAGAGAGGCCUGACAAUGCUGAACACGAAAGACCAAUUCCAAUCUGGAUCAAAGCACUAGGAGCUAUAUUGAGUCCAUUUAAUCCAUUAGCUGGGCUGAGGAUAGCAGGACCCUUUGGAUUAAGCCUUGUUCAGCGCUUAAGGCCCGAUUUCAAACGAAAGUAUUCAUCAAUGUUUGAUGAUAACACUGUUGCUGAAUAUAUCUAUCACUGCAAUGUACAGACACCCAGUGGUGAAACAGCUUUCAAGAAUAUGACGAUCCCUUAUGGAUGGGCAAAAAGGCCGAUGCUGCAACGGAUUCCACAAAUGGAUCAAGACAUUCCUAUCACUGUGGUCUAUGGAGCACGUUCAUGUAUAGAUGGCAAUUCUGGCAGCACUAUCCAGUCUCUGAGACCAAAUUCAUAUGUGAAGACAAUAGCUAUCCUUGGUGCAGGUCAUUACGUGUAUGCUGAUCAACCUGAAGACUUCAAUCAGAAAGUGAAAGAUAUCUGUGAUUCUGUGGACUGACUGUCUCCUGUUCUUUAGAAAGUCAUGCCAUAGAUAAUAUUUGAUAGCGAUACUGUCUAGGAAAUCACUAAAGAACAUGGAGCUA